UGUUCCAUAACAGUUACGUAAAUGCUCGUUUAGGAAUCGGCACGGAGAAAAUCACGCGCGACAGUUGUAUUCACUCGAAGACACCCAAUUUCGACUACCAAUCGUUAAGCACACAUUUAUUUACUAAAUAACUACGAAAGUAAAUUUUUGAAUUGUUAAUCAAACAGGCGAAGAAGCGUUUUGUUAAUCAGAAUGCGAAUAUCCCUAAGGCAAGACUGCCGCAUGAUUGACCGCUAACUCGUUAAACUUGGAAGUUAAAAAAUUGGAGUUAAGAAGAAUGAUAACGUUAUAAAAAAGAGGAGACGAUACUUUUUCAGGUUCACUUAAAUUGGCAAAGUUUUGGUCGUAAUUAGCCGAGUUGAACGAGGACUCCCCGUAUCCACUUCGAAGAAAAUUUUUUAGUUGCAACUGGAUCUUCCUAAACAACGAUGCAACUGGAUCUUCCUAAACACAUUUAUCACCGAACGUGAAUAACACAUUUAGCAUAUAAUAACAAGAUUGAAAAUGCCGAUAAAAGCGGGAUUGGCCUACAAGUUUUUAUCUAAGAAGUUCGAAAAUCACGGAAGAAUCGUCAACAGAAAUGCCCCCUGGUUCUUGGCUUUUCCCAUUUUCAUUACACUUUUAUUGACUACGGGAAUUCAGAGAUUAAAAAUAAACUUUAGUGACGAUACACUGAUUAGCGAAAUCGGUAUCAUCGGCAAAUAUAAAUCGCUCUUAACCGAGUUGUUUCCCACCGAUUAUUCAGAAUUCUACCCCGAAAAAUCCGUGGAACCACUUUAUUACGGGACUGUAAUCGUCGAGCCAAAAGACAAAGGAUCUGUUUUACGAUCAUCCGUCUUCCAAGAAAUAACGAAGUUAGACAAAAUCAUACGUGAAUUUACCAUUACGGACGAAGGCCGGUGGAAGUACGAAGAUUUGUGCGCUAAAAAUAAGAAAAGGUGUUGGCGGAAUAAAAUCCUUCUUCUCCAAAAGCACAUGGCUCAAAUAGAAAACGGAACAUUUCCACUUAAAUAUCCUAGAAACGACAGCGACGAUAUCAAAGAGGAAGAAUACAAUUUAGUCUCUUUAGGAGGAGUCGCCGUUAAUAAUAAAAGUGAAAUCAUUUCUGCUCGAGCUCUCAGAUUAGUUUAUAUUUUAAACAGUCGGGAUAAAACACGAAAAAGACUGAGCAGAAAAUGGCAGAAGAAUUUUAUCGAUAACAUCGAAAAGCUGAACUUUAGCGACAUAAAUGUGGUCAAAGAUCACUCUUUUUCUUACGAAGAAUCGAAAACGGACAUUUUACUGCUUUCCAGAAAGUACGUGCUCUAUUCUAUGUUAUUAAUGGUACUUUUCGUUAUUGGGACGUGCCUUUCGCCGGAUUUUCUCAGAAGCAAGCCGUGGAUAGGAAUCUUGUCCACGGUUGUUACUGGCAUGAGUGUAAUUUCCGGAAUUGGAUUAUUGAUGUAUUUAGGAAUUGCCAUUACGGUUACGACUGUUAUUGUUCCGUUUCUUGUCUUAGGAAUCGGGAUGGACGAUACGUUUAUUAUGUUAUCGGCUUGGAUGAAAGCAGAAAAGACAAAAUCUGUAGAAGACAAAAUGGCAGAAAUGUUCUCCGAAACGGGUGUUUCUAUAACCAUCACAUCCCUCACCAACAUCACUUCUUUCGUAGUGGGGAUUAUAUUUAAUUCGGUACCCGAAUUUCGAGAGUUCUGCUUAUUCAUGGCAACGUGUUUGACCUUUGACUACAUCUACCAAAUCACGUUUAUCGGAGCUUGUUUUGUGUAUUGUGGAAAAGCUGAAGAAAAGAAUUUACAUUCCUUAUUAUUUCUUCCUUUGAAGAAAUUCUCUUCUACAGUUGCAGGUAGAAAGAGUUUACUGAAAAACAUAUUUUGCUACGUUCAAGCCGAAUCCACCGAUAAAAACAGUCGUUGUUGGCUUAUUAGUAACACGUGGGAAAAUUUCAUCCAAUCUCUGACAACGAAUGUUGCAAAACUUUUUGUAAUAAUAUUGUAUCUCUUGUAUUUAGGGUUCGCAAUUUGGGGCAUUACCAAACUGUCUUUUGAAGCUGAUUUAAAUUUAAACGUCAUCGGGGACACAUAUCGAGAUCGAUAUUAUAGAUUACAGAAACAAUAUUAUUAUCAAUAUCAACACAGGUUACAGUUUAUUAUUCUAGAGAAGCUGGAUUACGCCGAUCCUCUGGUCCAACAGAAAGUAGAAAAAACGAUGCAAACGUUAGAAUCCGAUCCUCUGAUUGGUGGAUCGCUAAUGACGGAAUCCUGGUUGAGAAGUUAUCUUCGGUUUGUCUCGGAUAAGAGAAUAUCUCUGUUGUUCUCUUCGUAUAAUUUGACAAACACCGACGAUUUUAUAUUUGUUCUUAAGAAUUUUUUUCUUCGUAUUCCCGAGGCGAAAAGAUUUAAAAACGACAUUUCGUUCGAUUCAAAUAACAGAGAUAUCGUCGCUUCUCGUUUCUUUCUUCAAACGAAUGUGACUAGAGACGGAAAACAUUUCUAUUCUCAAUUAGUGAAAAUGAAAAGAAAAUUAGAUGAAACUCCAUUGACUGGAAUUAUAUAUAAUUGGAAUUUUUUCUACUUCGAUUUAGUCGAUAUAAUUCCCGUUACGGCUAGCCAAACUUUCUCUGUCGUGUUGGCGGCAAUAUUUGUCGUUUGCGUUAUUCUCUUGCCGAGUUACGUUUCUAUCUUAUGUGUACUGUUAGACAUAGUUUCUGCGGGGAUAGGCGUUCUAGGUUACAUGUCGUACUGUAACAUUAAUGUGAACUUCAACUCUAUUACCGUGUUCAUUAUCGUUAUUGGAUUUUCUGUAGAUAACGCGGCCCACGUGUCGUGUGCUUACGUCUCCUCCAACGAUACCGAUCCUAAUCGUCGUUUAGUUAGGGCCGUAUCUUUGACCGGAAUACCGGUCAUUCAAGGUUGUACCACGACCGUUUUAGCCUUAAUAAUGAAUAUAUUUUUACCUUCGCCCGAAUCGCACGACGCAGUAAUCAUAAUAAGCAUUUCUUGUGCCAUAGCGAUCUUGCACGGAGUGUUAUUUAUUCCCGUCAUCAUGACUCUUUUAAGUUCGAUUGGCAGAAAUUCGUGCAAAAGACAAAAUCGCGAAGACGAGAACGUAAACGAUAUUUUUCCUAAACAAAAAUCUGCUCCGCGUGGAGUGGUAAAUCUGGCAAUGAAAGAAAUCGACGAUAAUUAAGUACGAGACGUUACCUUUUACGUGCAAUCAAAUUAGAACAACGCUAAAGUAUUUGAUAACUGUGCGAAGCGUUCAUUUAAUUACAGUACAGAAUACACGAGUACGCGUGUUCGGUUACUACGCCCCAAUUCGACCAAUUAAAAUUUUUCUAUAGGGUUUAUUGCUAUAAAAAUUUCUUGUUAAGCUUUCACUUUU
This is a messenger RNA of Centruroides sculpturatus (bark scorpion), 3378 nucleotides long. Its product is annotated as patched domain-containing protein 3-like. Bases 505 to 3183 code for a protein of 892 amino acids. The record is from RefSeq and is a predicted model, not a curated record. The transcript has 5 exons. Gene Ontology annotation, cellular component: plasma membrane; cytoplasmic vesicle membrane. Gene Ontology annotation, biological process: endocytosis; molting cycle, collagen and cuticulin-based cuticle. Lineage: Eukaryota; Metazoa; Arthropoda; Arachnida; Scorpiones; Buthidae.